ACUCCAGCCUGGGCGACAGAGCGAGACUCCGUCUCAAAAAAAAAGAAGAAAAAGGACACAGCUUGAGACUCGCCCUCUGAUACCUCUGAGGCUCCCAGCAGUCCUCCAGAGAGGACUACAAACUUCUGACCCCGGGCAGUGACACCUGGCCGGGCUCGCCAUUUCCUGUAUUACUCUCUGUGUGCUCAGGGGUCACUGAUGGCAUCUUUACUACAAAAGGGGUUGGGGGCCCUGCUGCAGGGAGUGAGGCCAUGGGCAGCUAGAACCCAAGUCCAGAUGCCCAGAUGGGGCUGUCAGAGGCGGCUGGGGGCAGCCCGGGUCAACUUGGGUGGGUUUGACGCUCAAGGCUAUGGACAACCCUGUGCUUGGCUGUUGGAGCCUCUGCUGGGAGGAACUAGGGACUCUCGACAGCACUAAGCACUGUCCGGAAGUGGGGGUUCUUAGGAAUCAGCGUCGGUCCCUUCCUCCCUCCUGCUCCAGCUCAUGCCCCCCACCUCCCACCUAGCCUUCCCAGGUUCCCAACCUCCCCCUGGGACAUGCACCUGCCUUUCCUUGGGGGCUACAACCACAAGCCCCUAGAGCACAGCUGCACAGACCUUUCGGAAGCCGGGACGCUGCUCGCAGGGGAACUUAAAAAGGCAGGCUGUGAACUGACAGAUGGCAGCCAGCUCCCGCCCACACAUGUGUUUUGUUUGGCUUGCGAAGUGUUUUUAAAAUUUUAAGCCAACAGUAAAAGGUCAGGUGAUUUCAUAUAAAAAUCCACAUUUCCCACUUCUCCUGUAACUCUGGCUGACCUGACCACACCGGGUCUGUGUUCCCGAGUGUCGCCGGAAGCUGACUGCAGCUGCCUCCUGUAGCCAGGGCAUGUGUGGGGAUCGCUCUGACAACUGUCCCCCACUCCUGCAGUGCCCAGUGCCCGACACCCAGGGGAGUCACUGCCACCAAUUCAACAUGUGACAGCCCGAAGUGGAGGGAAGCAGAGGAGGAAGAGACAGAGGGGGACACACAGAUGGAAACUGAGCCCAAGAACCAAGAGUGAGCCUGAGGACCACAGCAAGGGACAGCGCGAGAGGGAGGCAGCAGGCAGAUGGAGGCGAGGAGAGACUCCCUGGGCAUCUUAUGUCACUCCUCAGCCCCUGAGCAGCUGUCUCAUUGAAGGAAAAGAUGUGUUCAGGCUGGAACUCUGUGGUCCCUCUUCUCCCUGCUCCCAUACCCAGACACUGUGGCCAGUGGGGUCUUGAUCCUACUGCCCUCAGGCAGAAGACCACUGGCUCGGUGUGGUCCUAGCUUCCCCCUCCAGGCUCCCUCUCGGCAGAACUGCUGCAGCUCCUUCUUCACGCUGCCCCUUCUCUCUGGCUGGUCCUUCCCUCCUUCCACCCGUUCCUCGGCCGGUACAUCCUUGGCCAGUACCUGAGAGGCGGAUCAUAAAAGCUGCCCCUGUGCACCUUCAAGUCGGGACCCAGGCCUGCCUUUAGGCAGGAUCCCAGGGAAUGGGUUUUGGGCCUGGGGUGCAGUUCUGGGGUGCAGACACACAGCAGUUCAGAGCAGGAACCGGGCACAAGGCAGUGUCUGGGUGACUGUGGCCUUUGGCUAUCACCCUUUCCAACCUGGGCUCGGCCAAGGCCGGGAGAAAAGGCAGCCAGGUAUCCAGAUUCAGGUCAGGCCCUGGUGGAAAACCUGUCACCUCCUGUUGGGCAGGUGGAGGUCACUGACCCCUUUCUGUCUCUUGUGAUCUAUAUUUAGAGCCUGGGGAGGACAUGAAAAGGGUGAGGCCUGGACACGCUCCUCGGUCAUUUCCCAACACUGGCGUCACCAUUCCUAGCCUGCCUAGGUCCUGGGGUGGCCCUCUGUGGACGGGAUGCAGGGGUCCCCACAGGCGAGAGGCUGAACUCAGAGCUACCCAGACAUUGGAAGCCAUCGGACGCAUCCAACACACCCAUCUGACAAGUGGAAAGAUGAGCCCCAGAGAGAGCUGGGACUUGCCCAAGAUCUCACAGGAAAACCCAGGACUCACGUCUGUCCGGCCGCUCUGCAAAGCUUGCAGACGCUCCCUCCAUCCUGACCUGGGGCCUCAGAGUCUUCUCUUCGGGUCAGAGGUGGGUGUGCACCGGCGGGGGUUGGAGGUGAGCCAUCGGAAAGCCCAUUGGAAAGCCCCAGCCCUGAGCCUUCCUGCAGGCAAGUAUUUUGGGGGCCAGCGGUUGCCAAGCAACUGCUCUGGGUUGCCAUGGGAACACUCCCUUUUUCUGGGGCUUGUAAUUUUUAGGGGGAUGACACGAUGCUUUCCAUGCCCUUUCCUCUCCACUUCCUCACCCUGGCUUGGCUGCCCUGGGAGGGGACACUGGGAGUCCAUAAGCUCAUACCCCACCCCUGUUGGGGGGCCUACAUAUCCCUGGCCCUAAGACUCUUUGAGGCUACAGAAUCAAGAACCCCCAAAAUGCAGAGCCCAGAGUCCAAGGCCUUCAUUAGAGCAGGGAGACGAUGAAAGGGGCUCAUUAGCUCUGUUUACGUCUCCUCGCCGCCAUUAACCACCACUUGGGGCCUGGGGCCUCCCAGCCCCGCCCUGCCCAGCAGCCAGGCCCAGACCUGACCGUUGGAAGGCCGCUGUAAUUGGAAGGAAUGUGGUCCUAGUGCCUGGCCCUUCCCAGGUUUGUGUGCACACAGGGAGGCGCCAUUGCCAAACUGCCACUACCUAGCUGUGAAGUCCCUUCCCCUCCCAGUGCCUCGGUUUCCCCACCUGGAACGGAGGAUGGCAGUGGCACUUAUCUUGCAGAGUGCUGAGCAGAUACAAGGGACACCUUAGCACAAGGACCAUGGGCUGGCUGUCACCACCAGGCACCUCUGCAGCACGGGACAGAGGUGCAGGGAUGGCCUGGGAAGGACUCUGUGGAGCAUGGUCCUGUGGCUAGCAUGCAAUGGUGACUGACCACGCCGCUGAUGGCAGAAUAGCCACUGAAUCCAGGUCCCCAGGCUCCCAGCUCAUGCCUUCUCCACAAGAUCUGUCUGCCCCAUAUCCCUGACCCUUUCACAGGAGCCAGGGUGCUCCCCACAGGCCAGGCACCCAGUGCCAGCCAGGUGUACAGAGGCCAAUAUCUGCUCUGUGAAUCAAUCACUGAACCAACUGUCAAGGACCAGCAGCCUCAGGGGCGGGCCUGGUAGCUCCGUGAGCCAGGAGGUGGUGGGAGGGCCUUGUGCAGGCAGGGAGGUGACAGUAAGAAAUGGCCUCUGGCUGGAUGCAGUGUCUCAUGCCUGUAAUCCUAGCACUUCGGGAGGCCAAGGUGGGGGGAUCGCUUGAGCCCAGGUG
Cercocebus atys (sooty mangabey) is the source of this 3301-nucleotide messenger RNA. RefSeq lists its product as uncharacterized. The transcript has 4 exons. NCBI's taxonomy places the organism in Eukaryota, Metazoa, Chordata, Mammalia, Primates, Cercopithecidae. The record is from RefSeq and is a predicted model, not a curated record. Bases 1758 to 2399 code for a protein of 213 amino acids.